Molecule: messenger RNA, 5127 nt
Organism: Closterium sp. NIES-65
Lineage: Eukaryota; Viridiplantae; Streptophyta; Zygnematophyceae; Desmidiales; Closteriaceae
Source: the annotation of a GenBank genome assembly
AUGGGACGUCGCCCUGGCAAGGGCAAGGGGGGCAAGGGCGCGGGCGGAGCUGGAGGGGGCGGUGGCGGUGGCGGCGGAGGCGGCGGAGGGAGUGGGGGUGGCGGCGGGAGUAGUGGUAGUGGUGGUGGUGGUGGUGGCAGCAGCGGCGGAGACGGUGGUGGUGGUGGCACCGGUGGUGGUGGAGGCAGCAGCGGGAGUGGAGGCGGUGGAGGUGGAGGCGGUGGAGGUGGAGGCGGUGGAGGCGGCGGCGGAGGAGGCGGUGGUGGUGGAGGAGGUGGAGCUGGUCGUGGUGGUACCCAGCAGCGGAGCGGCGGUGGUGGUGGCCAGCGCUCGCAGCGGCAGCAGCAGCAGCGUUCGCGGGACAUCCCUCCGCCUCAGCAGCUUCGUGAGUGGUACACUGCGCGUCAGAGGGGUGGGGGUACUGGUCCCUGCGCCUACGUUCUUCGUUCCGGCGACCGCGCGGGUGAGCAGUGUGGGGGUGCCCACUCCACCCAGCGCUGCUUUGGCCGCCUGACGGACGCUUGGCGUCAGCAGUUCCCCGGGGCUAGUGAGAUCCCUCGCUGGGAUGAGCUCCUUAGGGCUGGUGUAGCGAUCUUUGAUCUUGAUUUUGAUGCUAUCCUUUCUGCUAUGUAUGCUGUGACUUAUAGUGAGGAGAAUGAGGGUUACCGGUGUUUCCAGCCCGACCCGGGCAUUGGUACUGCUGCCCUAGGUACUUGUGAGGCUGCUGCUCUAGGUGCCAGUGCGUCUGCGCUCUCAGGUACUAGUGAGACUGAGCUCUCAGGUGCUGGUGAGACUGCGCUCUCAGGUACUGCGUCGCCCUCGUCCUCCCUCACUUUCACACUUGACUCUGGGGCUUCUCGCUCCUUCUUUCGAGACCGCACUACCCUCACGCCACUUGGCCGACCGGUUGCGGUCUCCCUUGCUGACCCCUCUGGGGGUCCUGUCCUGUCUCACUUCUCCACUGUCCUCCCGUGUCCAGCUGCCCCUUCGGGCACCCUGUCUGGUCUGUACCUUACAUCGUUCUCUACGAACUUGGUGAGUGGUGCGGACCUACAGGAUGCGGGGGUUCACCAGUUCACUCCUGCGAGGCGGCGGGUGACCCACUGCACGGACGCAGACACAGGCCGACACCUGGCCACCUUUUCGCGUCGGCCGGGGUCGAGUCUCUACACCCUGACCACUUCGUCUCCUCCUGUCCCUGUGUCUGGUCAGGUAGCUGCGUCAGGUCAGGUGUUUGCUGCUGCGUCCCGGUCAGGUCCUGAGUCUGCCCCCUGUUCCUGUCGCCUCCUGUCUCACGAGACUCUCCUGUGGCACCACCGUCUAGGCCACCCCUCCUUGGCUCGUCUUCGGAGCAUGGCUUCCCGUGUCCUUGUCUCUGGUCUUCCCCGGUCUCUCCCUCCUCCCCCCCCCGGGCCAGGGCCUUCCUGUGUCCCCUGUGUCGAGGGUCGCCUCCGGGCUACUCCUCACUCUUCCCACUUCCCCCCGACAGAGGCUCCGCUGCAGACGCUUCACAUGGAUGUGUGGGGCCCGGCCCCCGUCCGUGGGCAGGGUUACGAGCGCUACUUCCUGUUGGUGGUUGACGACUACUCGCGUUACACCACAGUCCUCCCCUUGCGCAGCAAGGGUGCUGUCACUGAGGUGCUGAUCGACUGGAUCCGCGAGGCUCGUCUCCAGCUCAGGAAGAGCUUCGGCUCUGACUUUCCUGUUCUGCGUCUGCACUCGGACAGAGGCGGAGAGUUCUCCUCUCGCCUUCUGCGAGACUACUGUCGUGCACGGGGGAUCCGCCAGACCUUCACGCUUCCGGACUCACCACAGCAAAAUGGGAUUGCUGAGCGCCGCAUUGGCAUGGUCAUGGAUGUCGCUCGUACGUCCAUGAUGCAUGCGGCUGCCCCCCAUUUUCUGUGGCCGUUUGCGGUGAGGUACGCGGCGCAUCAGCUCAACCUUCACCCGCGGGUCUCUAGGCCUGCGAUGUCCCCAGCCUUGCUGUGGACGGGGAAGGUUGGCGAUGCGUCUGUGUUUCGUGUCUGGGGAUCUCGGGCGUUUGUCCGCGACUUGUCUGCGGACAAGCUGUCCCCUCGUGCUGCUCCCUGUGUCUUCCUUGGCUUCCCCACUGACGCCCCAGGGUGGCAGUUCUACCACCCCUCCUCUCGUCGUGUUCUGUCCUCCCUGGACGUCACGUUCGACGAGUCGGUCCCCUUCUACCGUCUCUUCCCCUACCGCACCCCUUCCCUCCCCCCUCCCCCGGACUUCCUUGUGCCGGUUCCCCCCCCGGUAGACCCCCUUCCCCCUCAGGUUCCUGCUCCCUCAGGUGUGUCCCAGGUAGACGCCGUUGACCCGGUCGAGGUUACUGGUGACUCUGGUGCUGCUGCGGGUGCUGAGCCUGGGGGUGCUGACUCUGGGGGUGCUGUCCGCGGGGGUGCUGAGCCUGGAGGAGCUGCUGCUGGGGGUCCUGAGCCUGGGGGUGCUAGUGCGGAGGGUGCGGAGCCUAGGAGUGCUGCGCCGGGGGGUACUGUCACUGGAGGUGCUGGGUCUGGGGGUGCUGUGUCGGGAGCUGCUGAGCCUGGGGGUGCUGAGUUGGGAGCUGCUGCGCCUGGGGGUGCUGUGUCUGGAGCUGCUGAGCCUGGGGGUGCUGCGUCUGGAGCUACUGCGCCUGGGGUUUCUCCUGCUUCUCAGCCUCCCCGGGAGCCUCUCUCUCCACAGGAGCUGCGCGAGUGGUUCGCUCGUCAUUGGAGGCGUGCUGCUGAGUCUGGGGGUGCUGCUGGAGCUGGAGCUGGACCUUCUUCGACUGACGAGGGUGCUGGUGCUGCCGGUCCCGGAGCUGCUGGGCCUGCGGGUCCUCUUGGGGCUGGCGCUGCUGAGGGUGUUGGUGCUGAGACUGCUGCUGUUGGUCCUGCUGCUGGAGGAGUUGGUGGCCCUGGUGCUGUCGCUGAGGGUGCUGGAGCUGUCCCUGCUGCGCCUGGAGCUGCUGAGCGGCCUCGACCGUACUUCGUUCCGCUACUGCAGCAGGUUCUUGGUCUUUCUCCUCCGGUAGAGAGUCCACCGCCUGUCCAGUCGCAGUCCCUGCUGGAGCCUUCCUCUCCGCUACCUGCUCCCUCUCCUUACACUGGUCCUACUGGAGGUCUUGCUGAGCGUCGUGAGCCUGCGUCUCGUCCUGCGUCGCCUGUUCGUCCUGCUCGCGCUGCUGGUCGCGGUUCACGUCAGCGUCCUCCUCCUGUCCCUGGCACGCACCAGAUGUCUUUGCGUCCGUCCACUGCUCCUCUGCGUGCCCCUUUGCCUUCUCCUCCUGCGUCCUCUCUUCCUGCGCUUGCCGACCCUGCGUCGGACUCUCUGCGUGCUGCCAGUCCUACUGUAACGCGUUUCCUUGCUACUGUGGUCACUGACCCUUCUUUCGAGUCUUCUGCUGCGUCUGCCCUACUCACUGAGCUUUGUGCUCUUGGCACGGACGUCCUAGAGGACAGGCAGGAGGAGUUACAGUGUCUAGCGGCUGCUUCACCUCAUCUCGCGUCUGUACUGCUUGCCCCUGAGGGAGACCCGGAUGCACUAGACAUCCCGACUCCGCGUUCUUACGCGGAGGCUGUAGAGGGUCCCUACUCCUCUCAGUGGCAGGCAGCUAUGGAUGCAGAGAUGGCUUCCUGGAAGUCCACAGGCACCUACGUUGACGCAGUUCCCCCUCCUGGGGCGAACAUCGUCAGUGGCAUGUGGAUCUUCAGGGUGAAGCGGCCGCCGGGCUCUCCGCCUGUCUUCAAGGCGCGUUACGUCGCUCGUGGCUUCAGUCAGCGGCAGGGAGUUGACUACUUUCAGACCUUCUCUCCCACCCCGAAGAUGACUACUCUUCGGGUACUGCUGCACGUUGCCGCUCAGCGCGACUACGAGCUUCACUCUCUCGACUUCAGCACUGCGUUCCUGCAGGGUAGCCUGCACGAGGAGAUCUGGCUGCGCCGUCCGCCUGGCUUCACUGGGACUUUCCCUCCUGGCACCCAGUGGAGCCUUCGACGGCCAGUCUACGGUCUCCGCCAGGCACCGCGUGAGUGGCACGACACACUGAGGACUACACUUGCGGCUCUUGGGUUUGCUCCUUCCACUGCUGACCCGUCGCUGUUUCUUCGCACCGACACUUCCUUGCCGCCGUUCUACAUCCUCGUGUACGUCGACGACUUGGUCUUUGCCACAGCGGACACUGCUGGACUCGCCUACGUGAAGUCCGAGCUGCUGAAGAGACACACGUGCACAGACCUGGGUGAACUGCGCAGCUACCUUGGCUUGCAGAUCACUCGGGACAGAGCACGCCGCACCAUUACCCUGACUCAGUCACACAUGGUGCAGCAGGUCCUUCAGCGCUUCGGCUUCACGUACUCCUCGCCUCAGGCCACUCCUCUGCCUACUCGCCACUCGCUCUCAGCUCUGCCUUCGGAUGAGUCCGUAGAGUCGAGUGGCCCGUAUGCAGAGCUUGUUGGCUGCCUCAUGUACCUGAUGACCUGCACACGACCUGACCUUGCAUACCCUCUGAGCAUCCUUGCACGCUAUGUUGCUCCUGGGAGACACCGACCUGAGCACAUGGCUGCAGCGAAGAGGGUAUUGCGCUACCUGUGCAGUACGUCGGGCAUGGGGCUAGUGCUUGGAGGGCGGAGUCCAGUGGUCCUUACGGGCCACGCGGACGCUUCUUGGGCUGACGACCAGGCUACGCAGCGGUCAUCACAGGGUUACACCUUCAGUCUUGGUUCCGGCUCUGUCUCGUGGCGGUCUACUCGCUCGUCUUCGGUUCUCGGCUCCAGUUGUGAGGCUGAGAUCUACGCCGGGGCCAUGGCUGCGCAGGAGCUUCGCUGGCUCACCUACCUGCUGACUGACCUUGGAGAGCCGCCUCGUUCUCCUCCAGUGCUAUACGUAGACAACAAGGCCAUGCUGGCCUUGUGUCGAGAGCAGCGUCUGGAGCACAGAACGAAGCACAUUGCUCUCCGCUACUUCCUUGCUCGUGAGCUGCAGCAGCGUGGUCAGCUGCGACUUGCGUACGUGGCCUUUGAGGCCAACACUGCUGAUGUGUUCACCAAGGCACUCGCGCCUUGUGUCCAUCAGCGCUUCUGUACCCAGCUGGGUCUUGUGCCUGUCUUGCCUCACUUGCUCUCUUCCUGA